Messenger RNA from Suillus plorans, 396 nucleotides. RefSeq names its product 60s acidic ribosomal protein-domain-containing protein. Gene Ontology annotation, molecular function: ribonucleoprotein complex binding; structural constituent of ribosome; protein kinase activator activity. The record is from RefSeq and is a predicted model, not a curated record. Gene Ontology annotation, cellular component: ribosome; cytosolic large ribosomal subunit. The transcript is spliced from 3 exons. Gene Ontology annotation, biological process: translational elongation; cytoplasmic translation. The annotation marks the transcript as partial. NCBI's taxonomy places the organism in Eukaryota, Fungi, Basidiomycota, Agaricomycetes, Boletales, Suillaceae.
AUAACCCGCACUUUGGAUGUAGUACCUCUAUCGUCACAACCGCUAACGCUUUGCGAUGCGCAGGCCUCAUUAGAACUUGCCGCAACUUACGCUGCACUUAUCCUCGCCGAUGAGGGUAUUGAAAUUACCGCUGACAAAAUACUCGCCUUGACUGACGCUGCCUCGGUCGAGCUCGAGCCAAUCUGGGCAACUCUUCUUGCUAAGGCUUUGGAGGGAAAGAAUGUGAAGGAUCUGCUAUCAAACGUCGGUGCUGGUGGAGGUGCACCGGCUGUCGGUGCACCCGUUGCUGCUGCCGCUGGUGGUGCUGCUGCCGCUGAAGCACCAAAAGAAGAGGAGAAGAAGGAAGAAGCAAAAGAGGAGUCAGAUGACGAUAUGGGCUUCGGGCUGUUCGACUAA